UUCGAGUAAAUACCGGUCAUGUGACCGCGCGCGUGCGAGACUCGCCUUGCCCAAGUCAGUGCUCUGAUAUCGGCAAGCACAAUUAGCUAUUGUUGUUUGUUUUCUUUUUGUUUACAAAUCUUUUGCACAAUGGACAAGUUGGAUAAAAACGUGAAGGCGGACGUUUUCCCUGCCGUUGGAUAUAAGGCGAUGGACUAUGUCUUUGAGGCCCACAGUGGCAUGAAGGUGUUGAGGAACUUGUGGAGCUUGCCAGCGGCUUACUUCUCUGGCACCAGUGACCUACUUGUUGCUACCCUGGCUGAAGACUCGUUUAGAAACCCCUGGACCCGAGGGAACUGGAACACGAAAUGCAGAAUUGAUGGUAAUGCUGUUGAUGACCUCAGAGGAAACACACCGGCGGAUUGGUUGGAAAGGUUUUAUGUGCAUGAAGAUGUUGAGGUCAUACCCAGCUCCAAUCCCAACUCACCAGGCCUCCCAAACCAGGAAGAGCUUCAGCACGUCCAUAGCAUCUCAUUGUCUGAAGUUCAAUGUGACGAGUUGUUUACAGUGUUGACCAAUGACCUUGUUGGUGAUUGGAAGUGCAGAGAUCUUCAUCUUCCAGUAGACAUUGUGGUUGUGGAUCCCAUACCACACUUCAGGAAACACUUGCCCAGUUUAAAAACCUUGUUGUCCAGACUGAAGACUCUCUAUGUGCUUGACCCACUCCUGAGUAGGACCAGUGAUACUGAAGAACUAACACUCAGGCACUGUGAGGCUUACAUACCAUCUCCAAGUGUCGACUACCAGACGUCUCCCAAGUUGGAAGAGUUUUCUAAAGAACCCCUGAAUGAUUUUGAGAAGCUGGUGUUACCUGGUGUCAUAAAUAACUUGCAACUGGCCUUAGAAAGCGGCACCCAGUUCUUGGAGGUUUGUGCUGCCUUGAAAUCUGCUUCUGAACAGCAGCAGGAGCAUCCUCCUAUACUGGAACUGCUUCACUCAGUUGAGCCACCAGAGAUUUUCGAGCGUGCUCCACCAGAAUUAUGCGAUGAAGAGUCAUGGACAGAUCAAUGCAUGGAUGCAGAAGUUAAAGGACGUAUGUUUCUUCCCAAUGAUCUGGAGCUAGAUGUGACUCUGACACCAACGGCAGCUCGGACUCAUAUGUCUACCUCCAACCUACUGACAGAGCAUGUGUCUCCAUUAAGCCAGCCAUAUCUGUUGUCAGCAAGAGCGAAACAAGGAAAGGAGAGGGGUGUGUGGAAUUCCGAGAAACACUUGAAGUUUGUGCUUCAUUUCCUGUUUGCAGAACCUGAUGUCAUCAUUGAAACAUUUGAAUUCCAUCCUCUUUCUGAAGCUUUGAAGCUAAACUUGGAGAGAGAAAUUAUUAAUGAGUCUCAGAUGGUGGUGCAUUUGUGUCCAUCUGUCGAAUCCAUUGAGAAGCUCGACUCUCUGUGUCAGUCCGCUGAAACUGAGCUGAUGGAAGAGAUUUUCCUGCAAGUGCUGCUUCACUCUGAAGAUUACUCAUCCAGUCUUUCGUUGAAGUCUUUUCACAUGGUCAAAUGCAGAACUAGAACUUCUCCUUCAACCAGACAGGAGUCAUUCACACAUGAGGCAUUAUCUCCUUCCUCUGCUUCAGUCAGUCGAGAGUCGUCGCUUGUUGACACUGGGACUUCCUCACAGCACAACACUGUAGUCCUUCAAACCAGGCCAGUGCAGCCAUCCACCUCAUCCAGUCUGAAAAUGAAGAGGAUCCAGAAGCUGUCAGACCCUUUGUCCAACUUCAUGAUGCUGAGAUCGGAACACAAGUCUUCAGAGACCAAGAUCUCCAACACCCUCACACCGACCUCAACCUUGGUGAGAAAAAUGAAACACUCAGAGCUUCAGUCCACAGAGCCAAAACAACAUGUGGAGGAGGUGCCAUCUUUCAAAAACUCCGUCCUGACCGGAUACGCCGGCAGGGAAUCCACAGCUGCUGACCUCCCUUUAGCCCAUCCAUCAGUCGGCCAGGAAAAACCAAGUAGUCAUGUGGUUCAAGUUCAAGCCUCUGACAGUCAGCAGCGAGCCUACCUGGAGCUUCUGACCUUUGUUCAGCCUCAACUAUCAGCCACUAAAGAGUUUGGAAUGAAUCAUCCUGCGUGCUGCGACUUCAGACGCCUGUCUCCAGACCAAACUCACUAUUUGCAGAAGCAGGUGGAAGUGGCUCUGUGCCACAAUCAGGAUUUGUCCCCAGAUCAGCUGCUGUUGUUCAACAGUGUCCAAGUGAUUCACACUUUGGUGACCGUCAAAGAACUGCUGCUCCAGUGUGACCUCAGCACUGCUUUAGACUACCUGGUCCAGGCAGCAGAAAAGUGCCCACAGCAGAACCUAGAGCUGCUGAUAAAGAAGCUCAAGAUCAUUCGGCACAUCUGCCACAAGGAGUCCAACCACAAACUUCAGCAGCUGCAGCACCUGAUCUCUACAUCAAAUACGGCCGACGCACAGACUUCUGAUAAAAUUCUCAUCAUUGUGUCAGUGGACUGUGACGACAGCAUGUCAGCAAUCAUCCAGAGUUUGAGCCAAUAUACAGCUGUAAUGUCUGCUCAUCCAGAGGAGAACCAGACCAAACUGUUCGGUGCCAGUUUAGUGAGUAGCAUGAGUGACAGUAAGUGCGUGCUAGUGUACGGGCAGCACAUCGGACCAGACUUCCCCUGGGAUGCCUUCUCUCUGGUGGUGGAGUUCAAUUCCCUGGGCCUCUCACCGUGGACCAGCAUAUGCAGAGACAGAAGCGUCAGUCACCUGAGACUCAGCACAUCAUUGCCUGAUGAUCUUGAGACGAGUUUCUGGUGUCUGGAAGAAGAACUUCCCUAUGUGCUCAUCGUAACAGAUGGUCUAGUCAACAGUCCUCUGUUACUGCAGUCACUGGAGUCACGGUUCAACCUGACAGUGCUGGAGAGAAGCGCCUGUCAGCCUCUGCAAAUGUCUGGUCAUAGUCAGUACUUCUCUGUCAUUACUGUGGAUGAAGCAACCACCAUCAUCGUUCAGGAACUGGACGAGCUGCAUCAUGAUAGGGCCAGUGAGCAUGUGGUGAUGAGGCUGAGCGCGCUGUCUCUGCAGUAUAGCUACUGCUGGAUCAUCCUGUACCAGCGCAACAGCCCGGAAGGAGGGUUUUCCGGUGAGGUCUUCAGUAACCUGCUGCUUCUUUACUCCUCCCUGCUUUUGUUCAGCCUGAAACCUGAACAUCUCAACGUGAAGGUGCUCAUCGUUGGUGAAGUUCUCGAUGUGGCUCGCUGGAUCUGCCGCAUCUGCUUCCUCAGCAUGAUGUCCAAUGACCAUGAUCCCAUCGGUUUCCUGGAUAGAGCUUGGCUGACCGUGACACCCUCAAAAGAUGAGCAGAGUCUGUGUCAGUUCCCCUGCGUGACCUCUCUGGUGGCUCAGUUGAUGCUCAAGAGGGCACCGUCAUUGCCGUGGCUACUGGAAGCUUCUCUGCCUCAGAUGAGGAAACUGCUGCCUGAAGUGCCAGAGAAAGUCUUGAAGCUCUUCUGUGAUACUACCUCCCUCUACCGUGCUCCUGUGUGGCCAGAACAGGGACUAACUUGCACUGAGAGCCCAGAACCCACCAGUCAUCACUGCAGCUUCUGGAUUCCCAAUACAGAAAGUCAAGGCUCAGAACUUUUUGACCGCACCACUUUCCUCGACGGUCCAGAAGAUGGCACCAUGUUCUCAUCACAGCAGAAGAAUCACGUUGGUUUAUUUGACUCCAGUAGUUCCUCUGACAGCCCUGGUGUUUUCUGCCAGAGCAUCUUAGAUCUGUGGAAAGAGCAGAACAGAAUGGAAGAUGGUUGGAAUCGCAAGAGCCAAGCAGCAGAUGAUUUGAUCCAGACUCUUUGCUCAGGAGAUCCCACCUGCAUCCUGGACCUCACUCCAGCUGCUCAACCACCACACUGGGGUCACAGAGGCAAAAACACAAGGCAGGAGAGUGACACUAACUAUAGCUACAAAUGCUGGAUCGGAGAAGAGAGGAAGAGAAGUGGAGAUGUCAGCAGUCUGCCGGACACUGGGUUGUCUCCAGUCAAGAUCCCCAGAUGGAGUUGCGAGCAAGUUCCCGGCCGCAGUGACGGACAGACGAGACUGCGACUGUAUUAGACUUCAGCUGGGCGUCCUGGUUCUGUGUUCUAGUUCUGAAGAAGAAAACAACUGGAGCUGUGCGUGUCUGAGAUUCUGUUGCUGUUCCAACUGUUAUAAACCUGCACCUGUGUCUUGGCCUCCAGGUGGAUCAAUCACCACGCAUUAGUCAAUAAAACAUUUUGGAGUUGUUCUCACCCCCUUCCACAGCUUCACUGAUUUCCACAGUUAGUGAUUCAAUCCCCUUAUCCGGUCCUCCCAGUAGGCUGAGGGUUCUUAUCUCCACGAGCCAGCAGAGCAAAGCCCUCCUCCUUGGUGAACGAU
This is a messenger RNA of Synchiropus splendidus (mandarinfish), 4401 nucleotides long. Its product is annotated as protein shortage in chiasmata 1 ortholog. Bases 130 to 4098 code for a protein of 1322 amino acids. The record is from RefSeq and is a predicted model, not a curated record. Gene Ontology annotation, biological process: resolution of meiotic recombination intermediates. Gene Ontology annotation, molecular function: ATP hydrolysis activity; single-stranded DNA binding. The transcript is spliced from 28 exons. Gene Ontology annotation, cellular component: condensed nuclear chromosome. Lineage: Eukaryota; Metazoa; Chordata; Actinopteri; Syngnathiformes; Callionymidae.